Durusdinium trenchii is the source of this 1185-nucleotide messenger RNA. Lineage: Eukaryota; Dinophyceae; Suessiales; Symbiodiniaceae. The record is from the annotation of a GenBank genome assembly.
AUGACGCCCUCGGAUUUGGCGGACUUGGCUUCCGCCGAGGUGGCCACCAACCCGGCCAAGGUGCUCGAGAUCUACCGGCGCCAUGUGCAGAGUGGGGGCAUGGACGCGACGGUCUUGAUCCGAGCCUUCGCCCAGCUGGGGUUUCUCUUCGAUCCCAACUCCUUCUUCUCCUCAGCCGACCGGCAAAUCCUCACCCGGCACCGGGAUUUCCGGUGCUUGGCCCACGACCUGUGGAAGGUUCGAGCUGAUCUUCCAGAUGCUGUGGUGCCCCUGCUGAUGUAUUCCAUGGCCUCCUUGGACUACCGCUGUGCUCCGCUCAUGCCGCAGCUCCUGCCGGCAGUGCUGCGGCAUGUCAAGUGCCUCCGCCCCAACGUCCGGGCGAAGGAGUUAGCCAAUCGAGAUGCUGAUGAUGAGACGACCGUUCAUGACUGGGCUCGCGCUGCGUUUGCCUUGGUUAUGUCGAAUCACUGCGAUGCUGAAGGGCCCAGCGGGGUCCCGGUUCUGCCUCUCUUUGUGAGCCGGGCCUGUCAACUCCUGGCGACGAAGACGGAGUUGGAAAACUCCGGUUGGGCCCAAUUCUUUCUCUACCAGACCCUCUACUGCGUGGAUGUCGAGAAACCCGCCUGUGAGGAAGCGGUGAAGCGUGCAAUGCCCAUGUGGAUCCAGGAGGUGCUCCACCACCGGUGGCUGGAUGACAUCGUGCUCUUAGCUCAGCCCCAGGGCGCCGACGAGAUGCAGCGCGAUGUGGAUCGCUGCCUGCAACGCACCAACACCCAGGCCCUCUUGAACUGCUCAUUUGGUCGAGACUGGGACGAGCAGCACUGCUGGUUUGCUGGCUUCUUGAUGCAGCCCAAGGUGGCCCUCGAGUGCGACAGCAUGCUGCCCUUGGGACGAGGUCGUCCACGGCCAAGUGGAUGGAUCGCAUUGAAGUCCCGCAUUGCGCGCAAGGUUGGGCUUCGAGUGGUGACGCUGCAUGAUUGCUUUUGGCGGCACCUCACUGAGGACCAGAAAGACGAGCAGAUGCUCCGCAUUCGAAGCCAGAUGGGCUAUCAGCAUGACAAGAGUCUGGAGAAGACGCGGAAGAAGAUCCGGCAGACGCCGCACACCUACCAGGGCUUGGAGACGAAGCGGAAGGAGUGGUCCCCGCAACCUGGGCCUCCCUCGGAUGAAACGGCCUUCACCUGA